AUGCAUUUAAUAUUUAUAUCAAUUAUUAUCAUAUGCUAUUUAUUUUUAUUUACUAUUAUUCUUCAUAAAUCGGAAAGUGUCAAAAUUCGACAAGAUUUAGCAUUACAUACACAUUUAAUCGUUAUUCUUUAUAAACGUGAUUAUUUAAAUAUUAAUAAAUGUAACAAAAAAAGUUGUUUAGUACAUGAAGAAAAUCUUUUUACUUGUGUUGUACUUAGUAUGCUUCAAGUGGCUUAUAUCAGUUUUGAUAUAUUAAAUCAUCAAGCAUCAAUUCAUGCAUUACCUGAAAAUUUUGAAUAUCUCGCACGAGCAGCUGAGCAUUUAGCUCUUUCGGAAGAUUUUAAUCAUGUUAAUGUUAUACAUCAUCGACAUAUUUCACCAACUGAAAGUUUUGACACUGUUAAUGAAGAUUUUGUAUCAUAG
Molecule: messenger RNA, 423 nt
Organism: Rotaria sp. Silwood2
Lineage: Eukaryota; Metazoa; Rotifera; Eurotatoria; Philodinida; Philodinidae
Source: the annotation of a GenBank genome assembly